Erythranthe guttata (spotted monkey flower) is the source of this 2030-nucleotide messenger RNA. RefSeq names its product Pentatricopeptide repeat (PPR) superfamily protein. Gene Ontology annotation, molecular function: protein binding; zinc ion binding; RNA binding. The record is from RefSeq and is a predicted model, not a curated record. Gene Ontology annotation, biological process: RNA modification. NCBI's taxonomy places the organism in Eukaryota, Viridiplantae, Streptophyta, Magnoliopsida, Lamiales, Phrymaceae.
AUGGCUUUGAAUGAGCUGAAAGAGCAAAGUGAAACACAGGGUCACAAGAUUGAUGAUCCUGAGAUACGUGUUGAUCAGAGAACACAAACGAGAAUUCGCUCGAAUCCAUUCGUCAGGACUGCACUUCUUGAUUUGUAUGCUAAGUGUGGGCGCCUAGAGAUGGCUCGAGAGAUAUUUGACGAGCUAGGUGUGUACAGAAAUGCAGUGACUUGGAAUUCUAUGAUCUCAGCUUACACAAGAAAUGGGGACUUAAUUGCAGCAAGAAAGCUCUUCGAUCGAAUGCCACAAAAGAACGUUGUGUCGUGGAAUUCAAUGAUCGUUGGCUAUGCACAAAACGGACAAUCGGAACUAGCUAUUAAUCUCUUCAAAGAAAUGAUAAACGAACAAUUAAUAACUCCCGAUGAAGUCACCAUGGCUAGUGUUAUAUCGGCUUGUGGUCAUCUAGGUGCCCUCGAAUUGGGCCAGUGGGCUUUGGACUUCACUACUUCAAAUCGUAUAAAGUUGAGUGCAUCCGUGUACAAUUCUCUGAUUUUCAUGUACUCUAGGUGCGGGUGCAUGAACGAAGCAAAUAAGAUAUUUUCUAAAAUGGAGACGAGAGAUGUGGUGGCCCACAACGCGUUGAUCACAGGCUUUGCUGCUCAUGGAAACGCCGUUGAAGCCCUCAAAUUUUUUGAAAGAAUGAAAGACGAAAACGUCCAACCAGAUCGAAUUACUUACAUCGGCGUUCUAACGGCGUGCAGUCAUUCGGGGAUGUUGGAUGAGGGCAAAAAGGUCUUUUUGUCGAUAGAAGCCCCGGAUAUAGAUCACUACGCAUGCAUGGUUGAUUUGCUUGGUAGGGUAGGUAAACUAGACGAAGCCAAAAGAAUAAUUGAAGAAAUGCCCGUUUAUCCACAUGCAGCAAUAUAUGGAUCUUUGUUGAGUGCUAGUCGAAUUCACAAAAGAAUCGAAAUUGGGGAGUUUGCUGCAAAGAAGCUUUUCGAGCUUGAGCCAGAAAAUUCGGGGAAUUACGUUUUGCUCUCUAACAUAUACGCAUCUGCAGGGAAGUGGAGAGAAGUCGAUAGAAUCAGAGGAUUGAUGAAAACGAGAGGGCUGACGAAGACAAGUGGAUGGAGCUCGGUGGAGCACGAUAGAAAGGUGCACAGGUUUACGGUGGGCGAGCGCUCACACGAUUUAUCAGACGCAAUUUACGAGAAGUUGGCGGAAAUGAAGAGGAAGAUGAAGGGUGCUGGAUAUAUAGCUGAUAACAGCAGUGUGUUGCGAGAUGUUGAGGAGGAAGACAAGGAAGAAAUGGUCGGAACUCAUAGCGAGAAACUGGCUGUUGCUUUCGGUCUUCUUGUUAGUGAACCGGGAACUGUUAUAAGGGUGAUGAAGAACUUACGGAUUUGUCGGGAUUGUCAUACUGCUAUUAAGAUGAUUUCGAAGCUCGAGGGGAGAGAGAUUAUUGUGAGGGAUAACAACAGAUUUCAUCGGUUUACGGAUAAUGUUUGCUCGUGCAAUGACUAUUGGUAGCAUGUGUGCAUGUGAGCAUAUAUAUAUAUAUAAUAUAUACACACACACACACUGAGAUGACUUCUCGACAGAGGGUCAUGAAGAAGAAAAAGAAGAAGCUGGCGAAAUUCGGUUUCGUUGUUGGCAAAUUUGCUGGUGUCGUAUCAAUCAACAAAUUUUCAGCAAGAACUUCCUGACAACGAAGCACGAUUGCAGAUGUUGCAAUUAUUUUGCCUUGCUAGACAAGAAGAUGUAUAAAUUAUAUAUAAAUCCCGAAAAUCGUUUGGCUACGUUUCUUCUGUUUUCAGGGAGAUGCUGCAGUUCUAGAGAAGUACCGUAUAGCAGUGCCUAAAGCUUAUGAAAGCCAAGGGAUCGUUUUUCGAUAACAAGAAUUGGUCUACAGAAGCAACUCUGACGAACGAAAUAUCCCCUGAGUGGUUAACGACUCCGACUGAGAUGUAUGAAUUUCAUCGUUUGAGCAUCGGAGCCAGUGAAUUUCAUCGCAUUUUCAACGUAAAUUCAGCUUAGUGUAAAGCUAAAGG